ACAUUACAAAGCUUCCUUUAACCUCUCUUGCCUCGCAAGCAAGGAAGAUCAAAAGCUCCGAGUGGUGGCAGUAGCAGUUUAGCAGGAAAGAAAUGGCACCCGAACCCGAAGAAGAGAUCAACGAGAAGAAUCCUCGACCCCUUGACGAAGAUGAUAUCGCCCUUCUCAAAACUUACGGUCUGGGGCCUUACUCUACUAGCAUAAAGAAAGCGGAGAAGGAAAUCAAGGAAAUGGCCAAGAAAGUAAAUGAUUUAUGUGGUAUUAAGGAGUCUGAUACUGGUUUAGCGGCACCCAGUCAGUGGGAUCUUGUUUCUGAUAAGCAGAUGAUGCAGGAGGAGCAGCCUUUACAGGUUGCAAGAUGCACAAAGAUAAUUAAUCCAAAUACUGAAGAUGCGAAGUAUGUCAUAAAUGUCAAGCAAAUUGCAAAAUUUGUUGUUGGGCUCGGAGACAAAGUUUCCCCAACUGACAUUGAAGAAGGAAUGCGUGUUGGGGUGGAUAGAAAUAAAUAUCAGAUUCAGAUUCCAUUGCCUCCAAAGAUUGAUCCAAGUGUAACCAUGAUGACAGUAGAAGAGAAGCCUGAUGUUACAUAUAAUGAUGUUGGUGGAUGCAAGGAGCAGAUUGAAAAGAUGCGAGAAGUUGUUGAACUGCCCAUGCUUCAUCCAGAGAAGUUUGUGAAGCUUGGAAUUGAUCCUCCCAAGGGUGUUCUCUGUUAUGGUCCUCCUGGAACUGGCAAAACACUCCUAGCUAGAGCUGUAGCCAAUAGAACUGAUGCUUGUUUUAUUCGUGUUAUUGGAAGUGAGCUUGUUCAGAAAUAUGUGGGUGAGGGUGCUCGCAUGGUUCGGGAGCUUUUUCAGAUGGCACGUUCAAAAAAGGCUUGCAUCGUCUUUUUUGAUGAAGUAGAUGCCAUUGGUGGUGCACGUUUUGAUGAUGGUGUGGGUGGAGACAAUGAGGUUCAGCGAACCAUGCUUGAAAUUGUUAACCAGCUGGAUGGUUUUGAUGCUCGAGGAAACAUUAAAGUUUUGAUGGCAACAAAUAGACCUGACACACUGGAUCCAGCGUUGUUACGUCCGGGGCGGCUAGAUCGUAAGGUUGAAUUCGGGUUACCUGAUUUAGAGAGCAGAACACAAAUAUUUAAGAUCCACACACGAACAAUGAACUGUGAAAGAGACAUACGGUUUGAGCUUUUGGCUCGACUUUGCCCCAACUCCACCGGGGCUGACAUAAGGAGCGUGUGCACAGAGGCUGGGAUGUUUGCUAUCAGGGCACGAAGGAAGACAGUGACUGAGAAAGAUUUCCUUGAUGCAGUUAAUAAGGUCAUCAAAGGCUACCAAAAGUUCAGUGCGACACCCAAGUACAUGGUCUACAAUUGAGAUGCUGUCUUGUACUCAAAUGGAAACAAACUUGAUGAUCUGUUGUUCCAGUAGGGUCACUUUCAUUCUCUGCCUUCUGUGGUGGCUUUUCCUGGUUGUUGUUGGAAGCUGCCGGAUGAUGAUAUAUUUGUUAAUCAGUUUUUUUUUUUUUUUUACCGACUGUAUUUUACUGCAAAUGAAAUGUCCAUGAUUGCUGUA
Messenger RNA from Nelumbo nucifera (sacred lotus), 1568 nucleotides. RefSeq names its product 26S proteasome regulatory subunit 7. The record is from RefSeq and is a predicted model, not a curated record. Lineage: Eukaryota; Viridiplantae; Streptophyta; Magnoliopsida; Proteales; Nelumbonaceae. Gene Ontology annotation, molecular function: ATP hydrolysis activity; ATP binding.